Molecule: messenger RNA, 2692 nt
Organism: Penaeus monodon (black tiger shrimp)
Lineage: Eukaryota; Metazoa; Arthropoda; Malacostraca; Decapoda; Penaeidae
Gene: sud1
Product: prolyl 3-hydroxylase OGFOD1-like
Exons: 14
Coding region: 173-2668 (831 amino acids)
Biological process (GO): regulation of translational termination; peptidyl-proline hydroxylation
Cellular component (GO): cytoplasm
Molecular function (GO): iron ion binding; peptidyl-proline dioxygenase activity; L-ascorbic acid binding
Source: RefSeq, a predicted model, not a curated record
CGCGGAUUCACCUACAAAAACGCCUUUCGAAUGUACACAAACCCGCAUGCAUUCAGAAGCCUCCGAACGUGUACGAUUUCUGCAAUCGGUUUUCUCCAACUUUUUAUCAACUUAGAAGCAUAAUCUGCUGGAAUGCAGUAAAGUUCAUCUGACAAAAAACUACUAGAAAAGGAUGAAGAAAGUCAAUGAAGUUCAACAGGAAACUUCGGGAAAUGCAGCAGGUCCUGAUGCACAGGCUGUAAAGAAGAAAAAGAGGAGAGGAAAAAGAAAGAAGAAGGUAGUUGCAACGGUAACAAAUGGGGCAGCCCAGGAGCAAACGAAAAAGAAGAAGAGGAAGAAGAGGGGCAAGAAAAGAGCAAGAACCAAUAGUGCUGGGGAAUCCGUUGAUGGGAUGCAGUCAGCCGGAGGACAAGCAGGAACAGACCCACAGGUAAACUCCCCAGAAGCCAAGGGAAAGAAAUUGAAGAAAUCAAAUGAUAACGACAAUACCAGUGGACCAUUAGAAACUGUGGGAAAAGAGAAAUUGAAGGUAAAUAAUCAAGAUAUGCUAGUGGAAAGUAAGGGAAAGAAGAAAUUAAAGGUAAAUGAUGAAGGUGUUCCAGUGGAAGGCAAAGGGAAAAAGAAAGCGAAGAAAGUAAAUAAUGAAGCUAUGCCAGUGGAAGCCAAGGGGAAAAAGAGGGAGUUAGAGGAGGAAAAUGAUGAAUGUGAACUAGUGGAUGUGAAAAAGACAGAAAAGGACAAGGAUGGCAAAACAUCUGUCAAAAAGAAGAAAAUUAAUGCCGACAAAGAAGGCAAAGUUGAUGUCCCUGAGGCAAGUAGUGAGACAAAGGAAAUGGAAAACAAAAAUAAUGAAAAAGUGGUGUUCGAGAAAAAACUCAAGAAAAAGAAGAAGAUGAAAAAGUCAAAGCAGAAUCAAGUCAGUACAAACAGUACAGCAGAAGAUGGGGCACAGGAUCCUAGGGGGACAGAGGAAGAUGAACCCCCAGUAAAUAAAGCAAAGGAUUUGACAGCAGAACCUGAGAGCUCUGAACCACAAAGACCAGAAGGGGACGUGGGAACUCCGACUAAAAAGAAGAAAAAGAAGAAAAAGAAGCCUACAUCCGGAGCAGUGAGCUUAAGUACUGCAUACAGCGAUCUUACCAACAAGAAUGAGAUCAAGAAACAUUGGACCGAAGAUGGGGCACCGCUUAAGAGAGAUAAUGGUUUAGAAAUAAUUAAGACGCCAUUCACCUGUGGUUACCUGCCUGGUUUUCUGGAGAAUGCUGACAUAUUGAAGAGCAUUGAGGAGGAACUGAAGGACAUUCCCCCUCUUAAGAAGAAUAAUGAUUUGUACAAGUUUACACAGACUCCAGAUCUGAAGUCAUCGGACAAGCCCCACAUUUUGCGCCUUCGAAAUUUCUUGUAUGGGAACUUCAGGAAGUGGUUGACAGAUGUGACUGGCAUACCACUGAAUGAGACGGUCGACAUGGGUUCCUCUACCUAUGAGCAUACAGAUGUGUUGUUAUGCCACGAUGAUGAACUGGAAGGUCGUCGCAUAGCCUAUAUCCUGUACCUGGUGCCAGCAUGGGAAGCAAGUGAUGGUGGCACUCUUGAUCUCUUCGACACUGACAGUACGUGUGGCCAGGUUUUUUUUUCUCAUCCUUUUGGCUGUUUUUGGUCUCAUUAUGCUCAGUUAUUCUUUUACGUCUUGUAUUCUUACAACUCAGUCAUAUCAAGAAAGACAUUUAAGCACCAGACAUUAUUAACAUUAUGUGCAGGAUCUACUAGAUGGAUGAUUUCUGUAAUCCUUAUUCUAGUAGUGAAAGUUUUCAUUGUAGCUAUCAUAGAGAGACAAGAUGGUCUUGUUGUUACUCGCGAUAAGACUCGCCUUUCCAUCAACGGCUGGUUCCAUGGUCCUCCCAUUGAUAGACCUCCUAAGUAUGAGGAGCCACCAAGACCAUUCCUGUGUCCCAAGCAUGUAGAGGAAGAUGUACUGUACAGCUGGAUCAACCCAGCCUACCUGGAAGAAAGCACACAGAAGACAAUCCGAAAAAAGUUUGGCACAGAUUCAGAGAUAGAACUAGAAAGUUUUUUGACAGAGGAGAAGUAUGAGGCACUUAGUAGAGCUCUUAAAGACCAAGGAUUGAAGUGGAAGAGAACAGGACCUGCGAAUAAGAACUCCUAUCAGGUGUUGACCAACAAGCAACCAGAAGUGCUCAAGGAGUGCUUGUCUGUCCUACAGUCUGAGGCCAUGUUCCUUAUCCUGUCUCAGCUGACUGGUCUCUCUCUACACAAGCUUGCUCCACCUGACUCUGAGCCAGACAGUGAUGAAGAGGACGAAGAGAAAGAGCCAAACCCACGGCUAAGAGUUCGUGUGGGGCACUGGAGCCAUGGUUCCUACACCCUCAUCAGGGACAGCGAUGCGGAGGAGCAGGAGAGUGCCCUGGACGCUACUCUCUUUGUGUGUGUGUCUGACAAGUGGACGGAAGACCUGGGAGGGUACAACAGCUAUAUCAGCAAGGAUGAGGAUGCGGAGUUGCUGAGUGUACUGCCUCGUUCCAACUGCUUUGCCCUUGUCUACCGUGAUGCUGAGACCCUCAAGUUCACGAAGCACAUCAAUGCAGGUGUCUUGGAUCUUGAGGAGGAAGACAGACACUACUUUGAUGUAAACUGCAAAUACUAUGAGUAAUACAGUUAACAAGGUUGUUAUUUA